Messenger RNA from Rasamsonia emersonii CBS 393.64, 1662 nucleotides. RefSeq names its product RING finger domain protein. The transcript is spliced from 3 exons. Bases 1 to 1662 code for a protein of 553 amino acids. The record is from RefSeq and is a predicted model, not a curated record. Lineage: Eukaryota; Fungi; Ascomycota; Eurotiomycetes; Eurotiales; Trichocomaceae.
AUGAUCUCUUGGCGCCAUCCCCACACCAGCUGGGGUUUUUCCUGGGGUUUCCCAUUUUCCUGCAUACUGCUACUAUUACUAUUAUCGGGCGUCCAGGCACAGGACUCCCCGGGCACCGCAACCUCGCCCUCGAACAGCUCCAGGGAUCUCGCCCAGGUUGGCCCGUUGAGAUUCUUCUUGCACAGCGCCCAGCUUCAGCUUCCCUCCCCGGUGCUCCUGGCCCCCCUCACUCAACCGCUCGCCACGCUUAGUCUAACCGAUUUUACGCAAUUCAAUUUAUCAGGCCAACUACUGGCCGUCGAUCCCUCCAACUCGGUAGCUGUCGACGAUUCCGACAUCGCAUUUAUCAGCUGCGAUCCAUCUUCCUACCCCGGGGUCCUCAGUGCCGGUGUGACCAUUGCGAAUGUGAUCCAGUCUCAGCCAGCCCCGGCCGGUAUUAUUUUGUAUAGCGCCCAAUCGGAUCAUUGUAACUACACGGUCGACGAUCCCGACUUGACCUACAGCACCGUUUUCACCGUGCAGGGCGUGAACGCGACGCGAUCCAUCCUAGAGCAGCUAUCUUCCCAUUCCAACCACAGUUUCUCGAGCAUUGGGCCCGAUAUGGCGUCUAUCGGCAACGGGUCGGUGACUGGGGGAGGCACCGGGUCUGAUUCCAGUGGCUCUUCAGUGGGAUCGGGAUCUCUGGCAGGGGCGUCGCCCACGACGGCAGUCGCGAUGAUCAUCCUGUACAGUAUCACCGGCAUCAUCACGGCGCUCUUUCUGGGGAUCAUCAUCACCGGAGCGAUCCGGGCUCACCGCCAUCCGGAACGCUACGGUCCCCGAAAUGUCGUGGGCCGCCCACGCCAGAGCCGAGCCCGGGGGUUGGCGAGAGCCAUGCUCGAGACGAUACCUAUUGUGAAGUUUGGCGAUCCCGACGACCGGGUUGACGCUGCCGCGAAGGGUGACGUUGAAAUGGCCUCCGGACACGAGGUGGAUGGCACGGAUAGGCCGGAAGAACAGCGGGCAUCUGCGCCCAACGCGAACGAGACGGGGCGCUCACCCGAGUCGCCAUCUAACGGCAACAAUUCCGAAGAUGCUGGCAAGGAAGCUACCCCAGCGGCCAAAGAAACCGCUGGGUACGAACACUCCAAUGAAACGGGCAACUACGUGUGUCCCAUCUGUACCGACGACUUUGUCAAAGGCCAAGACGUGAGAGUCCUGCCGUGCAAUCAUCAGUUCCAUCCGGAGUGUAUUGACCCAUGGCUGGUCAAUGUGUCGGGGACGUGUCCUCUUUGUCGGAUCGACCUCAAUCCUGCCGAAGAGCAGGACGGAGACAGUGAUGAUGCAGAGCGACAUCCACACGCCUCCGGCCUGCCACUGGAGGUGCCCCAGACAGAAGCCUCGACGGGUGCGAUUCAGCACCGGGGCCUGUCUAGCUAUUUCCCGGACAUGCGACGAAUGCGUCAUGCCCCAGUUGAAGAACGGAUCGCUGCUCUGAGGAGACUCCGACAGUCGAGCGAGCUGGUUCGAGAUGCGGAUGCUGCGGAGUUGACGGCGGAGGAGAGACAAAACCGCCGGAGAAGCCUGACGGCACGGUUGCGGGAGCGAUUCAGGAUACGGACCCGGCAACAUGAUGACCAACCUCCCCCAGCACCUCCAUCUCAACCGCCCUCGACUCUCUGA